Molecule: messenger RNA, 865 nt
Organism: Musa acuminata subsp. malaccensis (wild Malaysian banana)
Lineage: Eukaryota; Viridiplantae; Streptophyta; Magnoliopsida; Zingiberales; Musaceae
Product: ubiquitin-conjugating enzyme E2 10
Biological process (GO): protein polyubiquitination; ubiquitin-dependent protein catabolic process
Cellular component (GO): nucleus
Source: RefSeq, a predicted model, not a curated record
GAAUAAGUCUCGGCUCCGCCUAACAAACGCCUUUCUCCUUGCUCUCUUCCUCUUCCGCUCGACUCGUAUUUGGGAGAAGAGGAGAGGGUUCGAAGAUUCGAAUAGUCGGGCGUUCUUGCCAUGGCCUCCAAGCGGAUUUUGAAGGAGCUCAAGGAUCUUCAGAAGGACCCCCCUACUUCUUGCAGUGCAGGCCCUGUGGCAGAAGACAUGUUUCAUUGGCAAGCUACUCUAAUGGGUCCCCCUGAUAGUCCUUAUGCUGGGGGCGUCUUUCUAGUAACCAUCCACUUUCCUCCAGACUAUCCAUUCAAACCACCCAAGGUAGCAUUCAGGACAAAAGUCUACCAUCCAAAUAUCAACAGCAAUGGAAGCAUUUGCCUUGACAUCUUAAAAGAGCAAUGGAGCCCUGCAUUAACCAUUUCCAAGGUAUUGCUUUCAAUCUGUUCACUUCUGACGGACCCAAACCCUGAUGAUCCAUUGGUUCCAGAGAUUGCACACAUUUACAAGACUGAUAGUAACAAGUAUGAGACCACUGCACGGAGCUGGACCCAGAAGUAUGCCAUGGGUUAGAUGUGGUGGCUGGAGGUGGAGGUUGUUUCCUCUCUCCCUGUGCUCUAUAUCAGGUGGUGCUUUAACUGAUAUAUAUAUAUAUAUAUCUGACAUGGUUUAUGUCUGUUAUCACUCUUUUGUUAUAUUUAUGAAGCAGAUCAUGCACUCGAGGCUCGAAUAUUUGCAUGUGAAAUUACAGUUUGGGCCUAUGCACCUCAAUUUCUUCUGGCCUAGACUCUUGUGUUAUCCCUGUUAAAUGGUCACUUUCUACUAAUGUAAAAAUGGCUGCUCUCCUAUAAAAUCUUGUCAGCCUUAGUUA